Corythoichthys intestinalis (scribbled pipefish) is the source of this 2979-nucleotide messenger RNA. It is a transcript of the gene tmem82, whose product is annotated as transmembrane protein 82. Lineage: Eukaryota; Metazoa; Chordata; Actinopteri; Syngnathiformes; Syngnathidae. The record is from RefSeq and is a predicted model, not a curated record.
UCUAAAUGAGUACAUUUUUUUCAAGUGCCAUGCUUUCCUUUAUCAUGUCCCUGCUUCCAACGCCAUACUUCACUGAGUGGUGGACUCUGAACAUAUAUCACCUGUGUUAUAAUUGGCGUGUAUCCCACAGGACUGGUUGGUACGUGUGGGGUCUCUGUACUCUCAUCACAUCUGAGAGUGCAUUGAUAUGUUUAGGAGGGAAGGUAUGGAUAUUUGACAUCGCAAAGCUACUUUUAAUUACUCUGCUUAUUUUACUUCAACCCACAGUUGGAGUGACAAAAAUGCAUCUAGGAUGCUGGCUGGCGUGUAGGUUGUCGUGUUGCUGCCCUGGUGGUGCUCGUACACUGCACAGUUCGCAAUGCUUCUGUGGCAUCUGCAUUAGCCUUCUAACAGUUGGCCACAGUCCUAUACUGCUACACACUCAGUGAAAGACACUCUUCCUCACAUUGGCUGUGACUGUGAUGCCAGCCGUAGUAGUCAUCAAUCAGCGCUUCUUGUCUGCAGUGGAAGCACUUAUGUUUACAAGCAGCAUGAUCUGCCAGCAAAACGGACGCUGAGCCGAUGUGCUCCACAUCCUGGUGUGUUCCAUGGGUGAGGCAAUCUCUCUGAUCCCCACAAUGUAUUUGUGACAUUAUCACAGGUCAGAGAUCCUCACCUCAAUAAUAGGCCAAAAACUGUUCCAAAACCAAAAGGAUAUAGACAAUUUGGGAAAUAUUGAAGAAGCACAAAUGCAACUCUAGUCGUGGGCAUUAUAAACAAUAUUUUUAGGGAUUCAGUUGGCUGAAUCGAAUCCAUCAGCAGAGUUUCUGUCUUUGAAAUCUCAACUAGUUUGCGGUCCUGAGCGUAGAUAACCUCUGUUGGAAGUUGAGCAACAUCCAAACAUACCUCCUUCAUUUUCAUAGCACUGGCAUGAAGAAAAGAUCAUCAUUUUUUGAUUCUCUCAUCCUAUUAAGAAUAUAUGAUUAACAUUCCCAAAGUUGGAUGACGUAGUUUACAAAAAGUACCUUGUUUCUGUAAUGCAUAAAAGGAACUUUCCUCAUUCAAUUGUAUUCUGUAAAAUGACAUUAUUUAUGGGCAGAUUGAAGAUUGUUUGUAAAAGAAUCGAAGUCAGCUAGGACACAGAGACUGGACAUUGGAUGACCUUUACGAUACUCAGCUGUUAAUCUUACGAAAGCCCCAUCAGGUAAAUGUACUGUGUUAUUAUACAUCUUAUCGAAUGUUACUACACGCUGAAAAUGUAACUAAAAUGUUAUUACUGGAAAUUCUGUGCUUGCAAUGUGAUGGAGAAUAAGGUUAACAAUGAAAUAAACCUGAUAAACCCGGUCAAGUUUACAUUUGACAAAAUAUGUAGCCCUCGUGGUGAAAGUGAGUUUAAUAACAAAAAGCUCAACAUUGGAACAGUUUCUUGGCAGCCAUUUUGGGUACAACACGUUCGGCCAACACCUGCACUAAUGACACAGAAUGGGUACUACUACUAUUGCUGCUACUUCGGGACAACAUGACAACAUUGAAGGGGGGGGGUCUGCCUCGACACUGCAACUCGGUAAUAACGCUUUUACUCGAGGAGAAAAGGGGUCAAAAUGGCUGACGAUGCCCUUCGAUUAAAAAUCAUACAAAAUGGCGUUUGAGAUAGCCUAUACUGCGUUGCUGUAUUACUACGUAAUAAUAUUAGACUCAAAUAGCACUACUAUUUCCCCCUUUUUUUGGGGGGGGGGGGCGGCGAGGGUAGGUCUCUUUUUACGAAGAAAUUGUCAUUUAUAUUUACGGUCCAUUGGUGUGGUGCCUUGCAAACCAUUAAAUCCACGUUUCGGCGCCGAUAUUGUGUCUUAACUUUAGGAGUUCACAUAACGUUAUUCCAUAGUAGAGGCUUUUUUACAUCAGACCCGUCAUUCCUUGUGGAAUCGACACUGAUGGCCUGACGUCCCGUUUCGGUGAAAAUCCAAGUCAGAGAAUCACUUUUGUGUUGGAAAUUGUACUCCCACGGGUUUAUAGUAAUUUAAUAGGAUACAGUUCCACCACAGGACGGAUUCGACAGAGCUAUGUAGGAUGUUCCAUGCGUAGCAGAGCACAAUCAUUGAGGAAUGUGGUAAAAUGUCUGACAGCUGCUUGUUUUGUACGGCCUCUCUCUCCAGGCAACAGCGGACUGCUCUUUCCUCCUAUGAUUGGCUGACCGUGCGCACGCGCAGUUGGCAUUUACUUUCUGUCAUAUUGCUCUGUCCUGCCUUGAUACUAAAGCUUAAAAUAGUAACACUGCGGUUGGGCUACACACAGGUGUUUAUAUUUUUUUUGAGCGUCAAGCUAAUAUUUGAUUGUGACGCGAAUAUUAUCCCAUUAUAAGGUUAAGGGUUAGAUAUAUAUAUGAUUUGUCAUUCCUUGAAAUCAUUGGCUGCCGUCCAGGUGCUGUCAAUGGCACUGAAAGAUGAGCAUUUACCAGUCCUCUCAUUUUAAAUUAAUUGGACAUAUAUAGUUCUCACUGCCAAGCAAUGAGUUAAAUGACAUGUAAAACAACAACAAUUUAGGAUGUUAAUGGGGCCAUAACCAGAAUGCAUUUCUUACUUAUACACCAAAUGUUAAUAUAUUUUGUGUGUGUCUGUGUGGCACAUUGGUAUUUUAUGCAGUGCAUAAAGACAUCCUUCAGUGCCCCUUCAGAAAGAUAACAAUAUUUUUUUCACAAAACGUUUUUCAAAAUUUACAGUUCAAACAUACAUCUGCUUUGUAAACACACUUAUUGAGAAUCUCUACAGGUUCUAUACAUAUGCAAUGAAAUUUAAAAAUUAUAAUGUAAAGUAACUUUAAUAUCAAGAAAAAAAGAAAAUAAUAUACAGAAUUCAAUAUGUAAACAUGCAUAUACUUUUUUUUUUUUUUUACCACAGGCUUAAAGGGGGGCAUACUAUAGUUUCAGCAAUUUAAUGCUUCGUUUUUAAAAAAUAUUUUUUAUGUUCUUUUAAAUUGUUAGUUAGUUUCCAAGUGUUACUAUUG